Messenger RNA from Neoarius graeffei (lesser salmon catfish), 1978 nucleotides. RefSeq names its product RNA binding motif protein 12Ba (gene rbm12ba). Gene Ontology annotation, molecular function: RNA binding. Gene Ontology annotation, cellular component: ribonucleoprotein complex. NCBI's taxonomy places the organism in Eukaryota, Metazoa, Chordata, Actinopteri, Siluriformes, Ariidae. The transcript has 2 exons. The record is from RefSeq and is a predicted model, not a curated record. The coding region runs from base 161 to 1711 and encodes 516 amino acids.
AAGUUGCAGGGGAUGACGCGCACGAGCUCAGCGAGCAGCAGCUGGUGUGGUUUAUGGUUAAUAAUGUUUAUCCCGCUCGGUUGAGACGCUUUAUAUGAAAUAAUUAUUACUAAAAGACCAUAAAUCAGUCUCGUUUUUCACGAAAGCCUGAAAGGCAGACAUGGCCGUAGUCCUGCGUUUGCAGGGUCUGACUGUUGAAGCAGGCUCUGAAGAUAUUCGCAAGUUCUUUCAUGGCUUACCCAUCCCCGAAGGAGGUGUCCAUAUAACCGGAGGCAAGCUAGGAGAAGCUUUUAUCAUAUUCAAUACGGAACGAGCUGGACAGUUGGCCAUGCUGCAUUCCGGCGAUGAUCUCAGAGGGUCACCUGUUACCCUUCAUAAAAGCAGCAUGGCUGAGUUUAAGCACAAACUGGAGUUAAAAUUGAGGAAGAGGAAAUGUGCCCCAGCAGACCGUGAACCUUUGUCUCAGACAGCAGCCACAAGAAAGCUGUGCACUGCGCUACAGAGUUUGGUGGCUGCCGUCCAAGAACUGCGGUCUAACAGUCAAAUGAACCAAGCCCAGUCACCACCUGUUAGUAUCGUACCUCAGUUAACGGAUAAGGAUGCAAUCGAAGAGCGUCCAGUAGCGGACAAGACACCACCUGUUAAUAAUCGGGUAAAGCCAACGAAACAAAAUUUGGAGGGGCAACGAGGUGGAGGAAGAGAAGUCAACUCCUGCAAACCAGGGUAUCUUCGGAUUUACGGCCUUCCGAAUACAAUCACCAAAAAGGAGGUCUGCCGGUUCCUUGAAGGACUCAAAGUGGUCGACGUGAUAACAGAUACUUUACAAGGACCAGACGGAUGUUGUCUAGUGAAGAUGGCUAGUUUUAAAGAGGCUGAGGAGGGCCUGAAGUACAGCCAUAGUAGCGAGAAGGACAGCCAUGUUGAGGUCAGACUGGCCCAUGAAAGAAUGUGGGAAAAUGCCAUGGAGCAUCAUGAAAAUUCCUUAUAUUCCACGUUCUCAGAGCAGGACAGAGUCCCUCCAGAUAUGCAUUUGCAUAGGAAUUCUCCGGUUAAGAGACCCUGCUCGUUUUCGGAAUCGCCAAAACGGCGCCGCUCUAACUCUCCGUCUUUUGAUACCGAGUAUUGCGUCAUGGUAAAGAACCUUCCUAAAACUAUUACCAAGACUGAGUUAAGGAACCUGUUCUCAUGUCCUGACGUGCCGAACAGCAAAAUCCUGCAUCUCCUGGACAAGUGGAAGGAACGAACAUCUACUGCCUUUAUAUUGUUUACACAGGCAGAGGAAUAUACCUUAGCCAUGAACAUGAACGGCAGCGUCAUCGGCUCACAAAUCAUUGACGUCUCAUCCAUUACCAAGGAAAAAAUGAAGGACCUCAUGUAUCAGAACAGAUGUGGCGAAUCGGAAAGGUCACAGACUUGCAGCGUGCAAGCUCGGCCUGUUCUACCUUGCAUCUACGCGCGCAAUUUCCCUGCUGCCGUGAGGAAGGCAGAAGUGAAGGACUUUUUCAGGAUGUAUGACAUCAAUGAAGAGGACAUCACGUUGCUUGAGGAUGAAAACGGUGAGAGGAUCGGUGAGGCUGUCAUUCAGUUUGGAUGUGAAGAACGUGCCAGAAAGGCUCGCAGUCUACAUGGAGAACGCUUCAGGGAAGAUCAAAUUCUGCUUACCUGCAUUUCAACACAACAAAUGAAGAAUAUCUUGCACAAAACUCGAUGAGGAUUGUGGAACUCCUUCAGUCAUUCUAUUUGUUUAUAUACAGAACAAGCACUUACGACUUACUCAAAUUGUUCUAGAGCCAUUCAAAUAAUUGGUGGAUGUAUAAAAUGCACAUUGCAUGGAGCAGAAAUCAUGGUACAUCUGAAAUCUGUAGUGAUGACUGGUAUUGCUCUAGCAUUGUACUGUAAAAUUUCAUAACUGUUAUUGAAAAGACAAUCAAUAUGCCUGUAUAAUGCUGUUUGCACAAUAAACCCAAGUGUCUCAUUA